AGCCAUCUCUCAGUCAACUAACUUCUGCGCUCAGAUAUAUGUGUGUACCUAUUUUAUUGUUUCCCUCUUGGUUACGGCUAAUUUGUUAGAUCACAGCUGUAAAGUUUUCAGCUUACAAGAAUCCAGAUUGUGGAAAAUAAUGGCACUGCAACCGGAUAAAGAACCAAGCAUUGAGCUGUUUAUAAAGGCAGGUCAUGAUGGAGAGAAUGUGGGAAACUGUCCCUUCUGUCAGAGCCUCUUCAUGGUACUGUGGCUAAAAGGAGUCAAAUUCACAGUUACUACAGUUGAUAUGAGGAAGAAGCCAGAGGAGCUGAAGGACUUAGCUCCAGGGACCAACCCCCCUUUCCUCCUAUACAACGGUGCCCUUAAGACUGACUUCAUUAAGAUUGAGGAGUUCUUGGAGGCAACCCUUGCCCCUCCCAGAUACCCUCAUCUCAGUCCGCUGAAUAAAGAGUCAUUUGAUGUGGGUGCUGACAUCUUUGCCAAGUUUUCUGCUUUCAUCAAGAACAGUCCAAACAACAGAGUACAAGAGCAGGCUUUGCUAAGGGAGUUUAAACGCCUUGAUAAUUAUCUAAACACACCACUGCCAGAGGAGAUAGAUCACAACUCCACCGAAGACAUUGCUGUCUCCAAGAGAAAGUAUCUGGAUGGCAACCGCCUGACGCUGGCAGACUGCAACUUGUUGCCCAAAUUACACGUGAUCAAGAUUGCUGCCAAGAAAUACUGUAACUUUGAGAUCCCGGCUCAUUUCACCGGCGUCCAUCGCUACUUGCAGAAUGCAUAUGAGAGAGAGGAGUUCAGUCAGACUUGUCCAGCCAACAUUGAGAUUGAGAAAGCUUAUUUGAGCGUUGCUAGCAAGAGGACAUAAAUCUCCAGCAGUGUCAAGACAGUAAUGCAUUACCUUCAACUUUAUAUACAAAGGAGGACACAGCCUAAAUUUUGUAAAUAGCUUUAAAUUAAAUAAAGUGUCAGGUUUCCAUUUAAAUGACUAUGAGUUUGAUAUGAUAUUGAAAUAUUUGUUAAUUGUCCUGCUUUACCAUUUAAUGGUUUUGCAACUUGUUGAGCCCAUGAACCUAAUUCUUUAGAAAUGGUUUUUAAUGAUGAAUAAUUUCUUCAUUUGUCAUAUUGGCAUGUUAUAUUUUUCAAACAGGAAUCCCUGAAUAAUUUUUAUAAUUGCGGAUUACCCCUGCAUUAUCUCUUGUGUAAGCCUGUUUAUUAGGUCCAAUUGAAUGUACAUCAAAUGUGAUUUGCUUUGUCCAUAGUGUACAUAUGUAUAUCUAAUGUUUUUACCCUUUUUUUCCUUUUUGUUUGUUGUUCUGGGGGAACUUUGGAAAUUUUUUGAAGAUUUUUAGGUAAAGAUCUACAAAAGAGAGUUUUUAUUUGACAAAAAUGAAGAUGAAGAUGAAAUCCACAUUUGUUAACUUUACCAAAGAACCUUGAACCUUUUUUGUUCCUGAGAGUUUAUCUAUUCGAUCAUAAUAAUGUACAUUUUAUGUAUAUACAAAGUAUUAUGUAUACGCGUAUCACGCUAUUAUUAUUAUUAUUAUUAUUAUUAUUAUUAUAAAAUUACACACUAAGAUAACAGUGAGUUAAAACACUGUACAAUAACUAAGCAUACUUAUUUCUAAAUAAUCCUAAACAGAACUUUCCUGUUCUGUACAUAGUUCAGUUAUUCAGCAUUCGUCUACAAUUGUAUUAAAGGAAAAGGUUAUUCUUAGAUCAAACAAAGUAUUGUUACUGAAGGAAAAGGUCAAAUACACUUCAUUUCACAAUUUUAAUUAGAAAUAAAACUCAUUUCAUACAUAUUGACAACAUUGUGCACAUCUAGAUGAUCUUCGGGGGCAGUGGUGGCCAAAGUGGUUAAGGCUCUGGGUUGUUGCUUAGACAACUGGGGUUCAAGCCCCAGCACUGUCAAGCUGCUACUCCACAGUGAGGUUUAAGGGCCUCCUUAAGGGGAUCUGCAUCAUGGCUGACCCUGUGCUAUGACCCCAAUCUCCAAAGUUGGGAUAUGCAACAAAAGAUUUUCACUGUGCUGUAAUGUAUAUGUGAGAAAUAAAAGCUUCUGUCGCUAUUA
Molecule: messenger RNA, 2074 nt
Organism: Tachysurus vachellii
Lineage: Eukaryota; Metazoa; Chordata; Actinopteri; Siluriformes; Bagridae
Gene: clic2
Product: chloride intracellular channel 2
Exons: 6
Coding region: 140-868 (242 amino acids)
Biological process (GO): chloride transmembrane transport; negative regulation of ryanodine-sensitive calcium-release channel activity
Molecular function (GO): chloride channel activity
Source: RefSeq, a predicted model, not a curated record